CGCCUGAAGGCGGCGGGGAGCUUGGUGCAGCCGCCGUGGACACAAAGAGCUGUUGGCGGUACCGGGAGGCCGGCGGCGGAGGGGACGCCCGCUGCCCAGCGAUGCAUCCGCGUCCGGGAGCAGAGUGUGCGGUUCUCCAGCGCGGGGACCGUGAAGCCCGGGCGUGCGGGCUGCGGCCGGGUCGGGGGCUAAACGGCAGCCUGCGAUGGGAUGGAUGGAGAAGAAGACGGCCACUAUGUCUCACAGCUCAGGGACGUCUACAACAGCUGUGACACCACAGGGACUGGCUUUCUGGACCGUGAGGAACUGACCCAGCUCUGCCUUAAGCUUCACCUGGAGAAGCAGCUGCCUGCCCUCUUGCAGACUCUCCUCGGAAAUGACCACCUUGCCAGGGUUAACUUUGAGGAGUUUAAGGAAGGCUUGGUGGCUGUUCUGUCAUCAAAUGCAGCUCUUGGCCCUUCCGAGGAAGACAGUGAUACUUUGGAAUCAGCUGCCUCCCGUGCUGUUCCGCCAAAGUGUAUGAGGGGCUCUAAGUGGUACGGCCGUCGGAGCCGGCCCGAGCUGUGUGACACUGACACCGAGGGCAGAUACGGGCCAGAACAGCAAGCCAAGGCCACCCCGAAAAGCCAGCUUCGGCGUUCUGCAUCUCUGGAGAGCGUAGAGAGUCUCAAGUCAGAUGAAGAUGCUGAGAGCACCAGAGAGCCUCGGAGUGAGCCGUUCACAGCCCAGGGCCAGUUACAGACCUGGGGUUCUGGAGUGUUCAGGAAUCCCCAGAAGUCCCGCAGCCCCUCCUCUAACAGCCCCGAGAGCCGGGUUCGGGUCAUCUGGGAAGAGCUGGGUGUUGGCAGCAGUGGUCACCUGGAUGAGCGGGAGCUGGCUGUGGUCUGCCAGAGCGUCGGACUCCACGGACUGGAGAAAGAGGAGCUGGAGGACCUGUUUACCAAACUGGAUCGAGAUGGAGACGGCAGAGUGAGCCUUGAGGAAUUCCAGCUUGGCUUGCUCAGUCAUGAGCCCGCCUUACUUUCAGAAUCUUCCAUUCUGGUCAACCCAAGCAGGCCCUGGUCUCAUAGCGAGGUCCUCGAGGGGAGCUGCGGCCACACCACCACCACCUCGUCCCUGGUGUCCCUGUGCUCAGGCCUGUGCCUCUUCUCCCGCUUUGACGAUGGCACUGGCUUCGCCUGUCCUGAGCAGGUCUUGGCUGUGUGGGCCCAGGAGGGCGUUCGGAAUGGUGGGGAGAUCUUACAGAGCCUGGACUUCAGUUUGGAUGAGAAGGUGAACCUCAUGGAAUUGACCUGGGCCCUUGACAACGAGCUCAUAGCAGUCGAUGGUGCCGUCCAGCAGGCUGCCUUGGCCUGCUACCGCCAGGAGCUGAGCUACCACCAGAGGCAGGUGGAGCAGCUGGCCAGGGAGCGGGACAAGGCCAGGCAGGACCUGGAGAGGGCCGAGAAGAGGAACCUGGAGUUUGUGAGAGAGAUGGACGACUGGCACUCCGCCCUGGAGCAGCUCACAGAAAAGAAAAUCAAGCACCUGGAACAGGGCUACCAGGGGAGGCUAAGCCUCCUGCGGUCAGAGGUGGAGACAGAGCAGGAGCUGUUCUGGGAGCAGGCCUGCAGGCAGAGGGCCGCACUGGAACAGGACCUGGAACGCCUGCGCUCUGAGGAGGCUAGCCUGCGUGAAAAGCUGACCCUGGCCCUGAAGGAAAACAGCCGUUUACAGAAGGAGGUUGCAGAAGUGGUGGAAAAGCUCUCGGGUUCAGAGAAGCUGGUCCUGAAGCUGCAGAAAGACCUGGACUUGGUGUUGAGGGACAAGCUGGAGCCUCAGAGCACAGAGCUUCUGGUGCAGGAGGAGCGGUUCUCAGCAGUCCUGGAGGAAUACGAGCACAAGUGCCGGGACCUGCAGGACCUCAACGACGAGCUGCAGGCUGAGCUGGAAGGCCUGCGGGCACAGCUGCCCCCAUGUCGGCACAGCCCUUCUGGAGGCCCAGGGCAGCGGCGACCUGGACACAGCCCAGCAGGCAUCCUCCUCAUGGGUAAUUCUGCUCCCAUGAGUAUAGAAACAGAGAUAAUGAUGGAGCAGGUGAAGGAACGUUACCAAGACCUCAGGAUGGCGCUGGAGACCAAGGUGAAUUACUACGAGAAGGAGAUGGAGGUAAUGAAGAGGGACUUUGAGAAAGAGAGACAGGAGGUGGAGCAGGCUCACAGGUGCGAGGUCAGCAUUCUGGAGGCACAGAAAACAGACCUGGAGACACUGCUUGCCAAGUCCCAGGAGGUCACCCAGGGCCUGCAGGAGCAGCUGCAGCACUCAGCCCAGGGCCUUGAGGCCCAACAGCUGGGCCUGGCCCUGGCACCGUGCUGCACCCAGGCGCUGUCCAGCCUGGCCCUGCGGCUGGAGGAGGAGCUUCGCAUGAGUCGCCGGCGCCGGCGCCGACAGAGCAGGAAAGAGGUGAAACAUGAGUUGAGCCGGAAGCUGUCUUGGGUGGAAGCCCAGCACGCUGCCCACUGCGGAGACCUGCCCCUCCAGCGCCAGCAUGAGAAGGACAUGCUACCUCGGAAGCACCAGCUGCAGGAGAAGGAGAUGGCAGAGCGUCUGGGUCUGGAGAAGCCGUGGCUGGCAGAGAGGGAGACAGACAUCCUCACUCUCUGUCUAAAGCAGCAGCUGGAGCUGCAGGAGCUGAGGAGUAAAGAGCCGGCACCACGGAUUUGCAAAUUAUUCAUGCUAGAGAAGGAGAGGUUAGACCUUGCCAAUGAGAAGCAGGUGGAAGGGCCUGCCUGGGAAGUAGAGGUGCCACGGGCCCUUUGGAAAGGUGAGCCAGUGGUGGCAAGGAGCAGACAGGAGGGCACACACAGCCCCAUGCCCCAGUGUCCAGGCAGUGGGGAGCAGCCAUUGCCCUGGCUGGAACUGUGUGUUAGUGGACAGAUGGUAGAGGCAGCAGGAGUCAAGCCUGGCUGUCCGCAAGCCAGGUGCAGGGACAUGCCUGGCCAGCUCUGCUGUGCAGAUGCCAUGCAGAGCCCAGACUCAGCCCCUGCUCUGGUGGCCAGUGGGCCCUCGGAGAGCCUCAGCCUCAAGGAGAACUGUCAGGGUUUGCUCAACACUCCAGAGGGGGCUUCUGUUCCCUCAGAGAGGUGGUCACAUGUGCAGCCACAUGGGGUGGAUGGAGGGCCAAUCCCGGAGGAAUCAGUGCCUUCUGCCAGGGGCCCCAUGGGCCUGAGCCAGCCUAAAGGCCAGCAGUGGUUCCUGCCGGGAACAGAGGGACAUGUCUCACCGGCUCAGCCUCAGAUGCUGGGGCUGCCAGUAGGCCUGGCCUCCCCAAGGAGCAGGUGGGUUGAGAGGCCACAGGCUGCUCUGGAGGAGCCAGUUGGGAGCCAGAGCCAGGGACAGGUCUUGGAGGAACAGGCAGGGGGUGAGGGCAGCUUGCCAGCUCAGCCCCAGUUUGCCUCCCCAGAGGAGGUGGAGAGAGAGAGGAACGGCGUGACAGUCAAACUGCUGCAGCUGGAAGACAUCGUCCGGGCUCUUGAGAAAGAAGCAGACGCGAGAGAGGACAGCAGAGUCGAAGUUCAUCGGCUUUCCGAAGAAAACACUUUGUUGAAAAAUGAUCUGGGAAGGCUCCAGCAGGAGCUUGAAGCUGCAGAGGGUACAAAUGAUGCACAGAGGAGGGAGAUUGAGGAUUUGAAGAAAGACAAGGAAAAGGCCUGCUAUGACGUGGAGGAGCUCAGCAGACAGAGUCAGAAAUACAAGGAUCAGUUGUCCCAGCUCAACCACAGAGUCCGUCAGCUGGGAGAGGAAGCUUCUACCCAACAGGCCCAGCAGGAGGAGAACCACCUCACCAUCCAGCUGUUAACACAGAGCCUGGAGGAGGCAGAGUGCUGGGGGCAGCAGCAGAGUAACAAAAUCCAAAAACUUGAAGUUGAACUUGAAUGUGUGAAUCAAGAAUGUCAGAGCCUGAGACUGUCCCAGGCAGAGCUGACCAGGACCCUUGAAGAACAUCAAGACCAGUUUGAAAAGAACAGGAGGUCCAGCCUGCUGCUCAAAGAGCUCUACGUGGAGAACGCUCACCUGGCCAAGGCACUCCAGGUCACCGAAGAGAAGCAACGAGGUGCUGAGAAGAAAAGCCGCAUCCUGGAAGAAAAAGUCCACGCUCUCAACAAACUCAUCAGUAAGAUGGCUCCUGCAGCCCUGUCUGUGUAGACGCUUGUUCUCCUAGGAGAGCACCCUUGGCCACGUGAAGAUUAUGAAUUCUUUGGUCAGUCCCUGCUCAUUUAGUGAAUACCUACUGUGCGUCAGAUGAUGGGGAAACACGUUACAAAAGACAAUGUUUUUUUAUUAGCAGUCCUGAGUAACUUCCCAUUGUAAAAUUCUCAACUUUUCUGCUCACUGGAAGAUAGAUUUGGGGGGCUGUCAGCAAAGAACAGCUAAGAAGUGGUUAAUGAAACACUUCCAUGUCACACUUCCAACUGGGGUUGUGCAGAUUACAAUGCAAAGUCAGGCUCUGCAGUUGCUAAUUCUCUGCUCUGCUGUGGGCGUAGACCCCUAGGACUCUCACUGGGGCUCUGUACACAUCACUUGCUGUGAAUUGUCAACCCAGAACAAAGGGAAGCCCCUUCUACAGGGACGGGCUCCCCCGGGGGACAUCCUGACCAGGCUUAUCGUCUGUGGACUCAGGGAUGAUGGUGUUUUUAUUGUGAAUGCGAUUUUUUUCUCAUUGAAAUAUCAUCACACUGGAAAUUGUACUAUAUGUAAAAACCCAAAAGGAUAGUUUUAUAUAUGAAAUACACAUAACUUAUGGCUAUAUGGUUUAUUGGAAAGUAGUACUGUAACAUGAAGAGUCACUUGCUAUAAAUUUUUUCUAUUAAGA
Messenger RNA from Nycticebus coucang (slow loris), 4852 nucleotides. It is a transcript of the gene NINL, whose product is annotated as ninein like. The record is from RefSeq and is a predicted model, not a curated record. Gene Ontology annotation, biological process: microtubule anchoring at centrosome. Gene Ontology annotation, cellular component: centrosome. The transcript is spliced from 23 exons. Lineage: Eukaryota; Metazoa; Chordata; Mammalia; Primates; Lorisidae. Bases 211 to 4185 code for a protein of 1324 amino acids. Gene Ontology annotation, molecular function: calcium ion binding.